This is a messenger RNA of Apis laboriosa (Himalayan honeybee), 1911 nucleotides long. Its product is annotated as clavesin-2. Bases 497 to 1441 code for a protein of 314 amino acids. NCBI's taxonomy places the organism in Eukaryota, Metazoa, Arthropoda, Insecta, Hymenoptera, Apidae. The transcript has 4 exons. Gene Ontology annotation, cellular component: membrane. Gene Ontology annotation, molecular function: phosphatidylinositol bisphosphate binding. The record is from RefSeq and is a predicted model, not a curated record.
AAGAAUGUGUGUCUAGAAAUAAAUGAAAUUUGUGUAAUUAUUUACUUUUAAUUAACAAAAAACAUCAAUAUAAAUAUUGAAUAAAAAAUUCAAAAAUAAAAAACGCGGUGAAGAAAUAUAAGAAUAGUUUUCUCGCAAAUAAAUCAAUGUUGAACUUUCUCCUUGAUGAACUAUCAAAUGGCGUAAGAAUUUGUCGAGUCUUAUAAUCAUUGGUAGCUCGGUUAAAAUUCGAACGAACAAAACGAGGACGCGGGAUCAGAGAAAGGGUAAAAAAGUGAAGGGAAAGGAGGAAGAGGAGAAGGAGUAAGAGUAGGAGUAGAAGUAACAUUAGUAUGUAGCAGCUGCAGUAACAACAUAACGAGAACAAGAAGGAGGUUGAGAAGCAAGAAAAAAAAAAAUAAAAAGAAAAAGAGAAAAAGAGAGGAACUAAAAACACGAAUCUAUUCAUGAGGAAAGUGCUAUUCUGAUACUCAUCUGCUAGUUCUUUCGUACAUCGAUGAUGGCCAAGUUAAAAGAAGAGAAUUACGGAUGUGCAUUAAGCGAAGCCACGAAAACGAUCGCUCGUUUUGAACUUCGUGAAGACGAUGCUACUAGGGAAGAAGCACUGAAACAAUUCAGACACUGGAUCCAAAAGCAUCCAAAUAUCAAGCAUUGUAGAACAGAUGCAGCCUUUCUUCUCAGAUUUCUCAGAACCAAGAAAUUCAGUGUACCGAUGGCAGAAGAAAUGCUCGAACGUUACCUGACUAUUAGACAAAUGUAUCCAAACUGGUUUCAAAAUCUCGACAUUGAAGAUAGAGAUAUCGAAGCUAUAAUAGAUGCUGGUUAUCUGAUACCAUUGAUGGAACGUGAUCGUCACGGUCGACGAGUGAUUCUUUCUUGCGCUGGACGCUUUGAUCCAUACAAAUAUACAUCUGCUCAAAUGGCUCGAGCUCACAGCCUCGUCGUGGAAGCUUUAAUGGAUGAUGAAGAAAAUCAAGUGCGUGGAUAUACACACAUUAAUGAUGAAUCUGGAUUAACAAUGGGUCAUCUCAGUGCUUGGUCUCUAACAGAUAUUCGUAAUAUGUUACGAUGCAUCCAAAAUAGUACACCCAUGAGACACAAAGAAACGCAUUUUGUUAAUAUUCCAACUUGUGCAAUCAAGAUCAUCGAGUUUGGCAUUUCUCUUCUCAACGAUAAGUUAAAAAGUCGAAUUUUGGUACAUAAGAGUUUGGAUGAAUUAAAAAAUGCUAUUGAUCCAAGUAUUUUACCUAAAGAAUAUGGAGGAGAAAUUCCACUCUCUGAGAUGAUUGCCAAUUUCAAAAAAACUUUGAAGGAACAAAGGAAUCGAAUAAAAGAUCUCGAUGAUAUGUAUAUUGAAAUUUCAUCGACAGAUUGCCAGUAUGUUUCAAACAAUGAUUUGUGUGGUAUAUCUGGUUUUUUCCGUAAAUUAGAAGUUGAUUGACAAUUUUUUUUUCUCAUUAAAAAAUCAUUCCCUUUUUCAUUAUUUCACAUUCAACUGAAACUUGAAGUUAUUUGUGUGCGCCUAGAUAAAUACCUUUUAUUUUAUGUUCAGAUCAAGAACUCUCCUGCCGGUGGUAUUAGUUACCUAUUAAUUGUUUCAAUUUACAUACAAUAUAGCAUUUGUAAUAUAUGACAUAUACUGUACAUCCUUUAAAAAAAUAAUUUUAUACAUCGACGCAGAAGUAGUAAGAUAACAAAUAUCGAUGCGUGAAUCGAACAAGAUGCACAAGUUGCAAUCAUGAAACAAUGUAUACUCAAAAAAUAUAUAUCGAAAAAAAAGCAUUUUACAUUCGAUUUCGAAUGAAAAUUUUUUUUACAAUUAUAUAAUAUAACUUAAUUUAAAGAUUGAAAUAUUUCAAUGACACAUGUAACAUAUGUUAAAAUAUAUAUUGUAUCAAUACUCUGUUUUCC